GCUCAGUCUGGAGCCAGCAUUCCAGGUAGUGGUGCAGAAUCUGGGGCAAGAGUGCUCACUCGCGAGCGCAGAAACCAUUACUUUCCCUCUAUAUACCGAGGAUGAGAUCCAGGUUCCAUUCCGGAAUGCUGACUUCUAACUACCACCCGCUCUCCUUUGUUGUGUCACAAUUGACCUGUUGUUGGUAGGCCAGUCUGAGCACAAGACUUCAAUCAAUAGCUUGAGUGUUGCGAGCCGGUGCAGCCCUUUUCCGUUUGCGACUCCGAAACAGGCCGUCGCUUUAUACCGGCUUCAACAAAAGAAGGACAGAAAGACUUCCCCGGAAAGACGACUCCGUCCCACUCUACCUCGGCAGAGCCCAUGCGCCGUCGCCCGGUUCGCGGCGAAUAGCACGAACGCGACAACCAUGAAGCCGGCCGCCCUGUUGGCGGCCCUCGUCUUCGCUGCUGGCCGAUGCAGCGGCGAGUUCACCAACUCGUUCGACGGCAUCACGACGGGGUCGGGCGUCUCACUGACCUGGAAAGCGGUGCCGCCGGAGCAGUAUCCGCUGUACAUCACGGCCAUGGUGAUUGAGAAGAAGAGUGCAGAUGCAUCCGGGGCGGAUGGGUACCGAGUCAAUAUCACGACCGGCGCCACUGGGACUUCGUACAUGUGGACGGGUGCGCCGUAUCCACUCCGUUGGGUCCCUGGCGGACUGUAUCAAGUCGAGAUGAGGUCGAUGAGUUGGGCCGGCCUCGGAGCACCACCGUUGCUCGCCCGGUCGCCAACUUUUACCAUAUCCGAGCCUGGGGGCGGCGCAAGGCCCAUUGGAUCAAGUUCUCCGCAAGCGUCGCCGGCGGGCCCCCAGAGGGGGGAUGCCCCAGCCAUAAGCAAGCCCGUGGCCAUCGGACUCGGAGUCGCCAUCGGAGUGCCUUCGAUAGCGGGGGCCGUGGUCGUGGGCUGGUGCUUCCGGAAACGUCAGCGGCAAGCUGCCAUGGAGAAGAGGCGGUUGAAGAGGAGCAAAUUCGUUAUCCACUGAAGGCAAUGCGAAGUAAUCUUCAACUCGAGCUUGGGGAGCGAGGCCAUUUUCCUGCGCGAGGACUUCCAUGUUUUUCCGAGCAGGAGGGAAAAUUUGUCAGAAGGGUGUCUGUGCCGUGCUGUGCCCGCGGGAGUGAAAUUGGAUGCUCUAUUGCCUAUUAAACGGUGGCAUUGUUGGAUUGUUGUGCAUGAUGCAGCGAGGGUGAUAAAUCUGAGCCAAUCAAAACGGUGGAGACCAGUGAAGACCGAGAAAAAGGGGAAACGAGUGGUUGUGUUGGUUCGUGGAAGGAGCUAUCAAUUUCCAUUGUGAUGAGGACAAAGGCAUACAUGCAUACACUGUGCAUGGAGCAUGGGCAAAAUACACAACAGGAAGAAAAUAGUUCAAGAAGUUCU
Parathielavia appendiculata is the source of this 1410-nucleotide messenger RNA. RefSeq lists its product as uncharacterized. The coding region runs from base 407 to 1018 and encodes 203 amino acids. The transcript is spliced from 3 exons. Gene Ontology annotation, molecular function: protein binding. Lineage: Eukaryota; Fungi; Ascomycota; Sordariomycetes; Sordariales; Chaetomiaceae. The record is from RefSeq and is a predicted model, not a curated record.